Molecule: messenger RNA, 2121 nt
Organism: Vitrella brassicaformis
Lineage: Eukaryota; Vitrellaceae
Source: the annotation of a GenBank genome assembly
CGCACGAUCAUUUAGAGAGAGGUCUCCAUCAGCACACACAUGCAUUGGUUGCGAGUGAUCCGCCAGGCAGCCAAACACAGUCACACACCCCGGAGCAUCACAUCAAAAUCGGCCAUUGCAGCAGCGAAGAGCACCAAGCGCACCCACAGCCCCACCCCCAGGCAGCCAGCGAGCCAUGAGGACGAGAAGAUCUCUUACAGACAGACAGACAGACAGACAGACAGAGACGUAGAGGGGGAGGGAGAGACGCACCGAUAGCGCACGGACAAAAGGCACAGCCAUAGCCUGACUAACGCAACGCAUGCAUCAGAGGCAUAUGGUGACCCCUGACCAUCCCAAAUCCAGAGCGAGUGGGUGGCACACCGAGCACCCCUCGUCCUGCGCACACACGGACCGGACAAAGAGAGGCCAAGAAACCCUCCUAAUGACACACAUACAACGCAAUAAUUGGAUGACCGGAGACAUUAAUCGGCUUUGCGCGUGGCAUUUCUGUGGCGUACCAGUGGUAGUUGGACCGCUCAAUCAGACACCGCCACCUGUCGAGUGCACAGGGAGGGACACACUUGUGUGCUGUAUGCCUUCCCUCCCUCCCUCUUUGGUACCUGCACUGCCCUCAUCAUCGCCGCCAUCGUGGGAACCUAACACAACACAUAAACACACAAACACACAAAACAAAAGCCACGUCGUGCCGUCCAUCCGGCCCGUGUUUGUGUGUGUCCCUACCACCGUCAUCAUCAUUCUACUUGGCCGUCGAAGACGUAUGGCGCCGCUCGCUCAAACGCCACACGGGCCAGCCGAGUGGUCACGGGGAAGCGGUCCUUGAAGGCACGCCACUCACCAGCGACAGGCGCCUCGGUCGUCCAGACCUGGACCCUCACUGCAGACAGACAAUGACAGAAAGAAAACACUGAUGACACUUGACACCAGCAGAGCUGCAUGUCGGUCGGCCUGACCGGUGCCGCCCCCCCAAGCGAAAAGGUUAAUCCAUGCGACGAAGGUGUGGCUGCUGUCGGUCAGCACCAGAUCUCGAAUAGGACCAUUCCAGGUGAGUGUGGUGGUGCAGCCGGCCACUGGUGUGUGGGGCGAGUCCGUCAGCAGGCCAUCCAGACGGCCGCCACCAACACGCCUGAACCAACCACACACACACACACACACAAUCACACACGCACCCCUCUCGCCACUGGUUCCAUUGGUGUGCUACCUGUUGAGUGCCAUCAGUGUGUGACGAUUGAGUGUCGCUAAGUGUGGUUGAGGCCAACGGUGAGUGUCGUAGAAGUGGAAGCAGAUCAUCCGCUUGGCGAAGGACGACACCGACGCAUAGGUGUCCGGGUAGCGCACCGAAGUCCAUUUGCCGGUGAAGCCAGAGUAUUCGAUGCGGCUUGCCACUGGUGGGCCAUGCUCUAGUCGGUGCUGCUGAUACAGAUGGCCGGCAAGGAGGGGCGGGUUGAGGUCCAGCUCGAAGCCGGGCUCGUCCUUGAUGGCCCGCACCUCACCGUUGGCAUAGCGGAAGAUCCGCAGGCAGCUGCCGUUGCCAUUGGCAUGGCGGCCCACCACCAUGAGCUGCGCCAACACACGGGGAACCGACAGAUACGCCUACACCACACACACAGAGAGAGAGAGAGAGAGAGAGAGAGAGAGGGGGGGGAUGAUGCCUCUCUGUUCGCUCCCGCCCCUCUGUGUGUGCCUUACCGUCUUGCUGGCGUGUGUGUUGAUGUCGUCUGCUGUGAGGCUGAGAGGCAGCGCGCAGCAGCCACACUGCCCCGCCCACUCAAUCACCUCGCCGAUCUCCACCCAUUCUCCCUCCUCCAUCACACACACAGUGUGAUGAAGCAGGUCACACACGCCGAACUGCUCAUCGUCGAACCGCAUCAGCUGCACUUGCCGCCCGUUGACCACCCGCCGCAGCCCCGCCUGUGAGCCCAGCGAGUGACGGAGCCGAUCUCUCAGCUGGGCCGCUCCGAAGAGCUUGCUGAGCCAUUUGCAGGUGGCUCUCAGCUGGAGUAUGUCUGUGAGGCUGAGGAGGUAGAAGGUGCGGCGGCCAACGAAGAUAUACGAGAAGGGAUGCUGCUGCUGAUGUUGCUGCUGCAUCUGGAGAUGAAAAGCCAGGGGAAGAGGCAAAAC